Molecule: messenger RNA, 3031 nt
Organism: Histoplasma capsulatum G186AR
Lineage: Eukaryota; Fungi; Ascomycota; Eurotiomycetes; Onygenales; Ajellomycetaceae
Product: serine/threonine-protein kinase sck1
Exons: 3
Coding region: 1-2631 (876 amino acids)
Biological process (GO): protein phosphorylation
Molecular function (GO): ATP binding; protein serine/threonine kinase activity
Source: RefSeq, a predicted model, not a curated record
AUGGCAGGACAACGGACUCACGCUGAUUUACUACGGGAGGCCAUGCUAGAAAAUGAUGACGAUAUAGGCUCUGCAACACCUCCCGAUGGGAUCUCUGCCACGCCACAACCAGAGUUUACCGACAAGCGUUUCCCAAGCAUAAUACCGAGCUAUUUUCAGGUUCGUGGUUCCGAUUCUACUAAAGAACACGAUUUUCUUGUAUAUCCUCAGCUUGAUGUGGAGGCGAAGGCUUCCCCUGAUAAUACCUCGUUAUCUGGCUCUGUUGUAAUACUUGAGCGAAAUCAGUCUUCUGCUCCAGUUCCAUCUCAACCUGAAAAACAAUCAGAUCAGCGAGGAAGAGUAGGGAUGGCACCUUCGGACAUCAACUGCUUACCCACUCCACCCUUAUCUUCUUCCUGCUCGAUUUUGCAAAAGGAGGCGGAAGAAGCAGAGAAUGGAGCACCUCUGAUCGAGAGCGGAAUGAGUUCUAUCUGCCGCGCAAUAAAAAACCUGCUUUCGCAGAAUUCCUUGAAGAUUGGGCGGCAUACAUCAGAACCCGUUUCUAGUAACCUCUCAAAGGAUCCUGCCCUUGCAUCUCAUUAUUCUAAUUCGUCUUCCCCCACUUGCCCCACCCUGUCACCUUCUGCUCACUCAUGCACGCUUUCCAAUUCUUCUGAGGAACUGGCAAAGCUGACUGCCAAUAAACCGCCAAAGAAUACACCGCCGUUGACCCCGAGGGCGAUGUCAACAAAUGAACCUCCCCAACUAGAUAGAUCCGCUCGUUCCCCUCCUCAUGAUCAUCCUGAAGCGACAAAGUCGGGCGAGCGAACCCCCCAGCCUUCGUCUUCUCGUUCUACUGGCAAUACAGUGACUCAAGGGAUUCCGGUAGGGUCUCUAAAAGGAAAACUAUCCAUCAAAAUAUCGGAGGGACGAGGCCUACGACCAAGUUACGACCCUUACGUUGUGUGCGUCUUCGAAUUGAAUGAGUACAUUUCCAAAGGCGCCCAAACGGGGGAGGGGGAUGAUGUCGAGACUACGAAGGAAGCAGAGGAUACUCUAUCCUCAGUACCAAUCCAACGAUCGAACAGUGACUCUGGGCGCCCAAUGGCAAUCCCAAUGAAAAGUCGACAAAGUAGUAAUAACAGUCUGUUGGACAAUCAUGAUCAUAAAGAGUCAGGCGUAGUGAUGGAUCCUCAGUGGAAUCAUGAAGCUGUUUUUGAUGUCCUUGGAGACGAAUCGGAAAUUGAGGUUUCGGUUUAUGACAGGUCGAAUCAUGAAGCGUUUUUAGGUCAUGUAAAAUUGAGUGCCAGCUUCAAGGAGGAUAACCAGUCUAUUGAAGGUUGGUAUCCGCUAGUGGCUCGCGGUCGGCUCGACGGGCAUGUGUCUGGAGAAAUACACUUAGAAAUGAGCUUUCAGAAAACAGAUAAGAAGCAAUUUGGGCCAAAUGAUUUCCAAAUCCUAAAACUCAUAGGGAAAGGGACGUUUGGACAAGUAUAUCAAGUGAGGAAGAAGGACACGCAACGAAUCUACGCAAUGAAAGUCCUCUCCAAAAAGGUGAUCAUCCAGAAGAAGGAGGUUGCCCAUACGCUUGGGGAAAGGAAUAUCCUGGUUCGAACUGCAAUGACGAAUUCUCCAUUUAUAGUGGGCCUCAAAUUUUCUUUCCAGACGCCAACUGAUUUGUACCUUGUCACGGACUACAUGUCGGGAGGGGAGCUAUUCUGGCAUCUACAAAAGGAAGGCAGAUUUCAAGAAGCCAGGGCGAAGUUUUACAUUGCUGAGCUGAUAUUGGCGUUACAACAUCUACACGAACAUGACAUCGUUUAUCGGGAUCUUAAGCCAGAAAACAUUUUACUUGAUGCAAAUGGCCACAUUGCGCUUUGUGAUUUUGGACUAUCAAAAGCAAACUUGACGAAAAAUCAAACGACUAAUACGUUUUGUGGUACAACAGAGUAUCUUGCCCCUGAAGUCCUCCUAGAUGAGCAGGGUUAUACGAAAAUGGUGGAUUUCUGGUCGUUAGGCGUGCUCGUCUUCGAGAUGUGCUGUGGGUGGAGCCCCUUCUAUGCAGAGGAUACGCAGCAGAUGUACAAAAACAUCGCCUUCGGGAAAGUGAGGUUUCCUCGUGAUGCCCUUAGCACUGAGGGACGCAAUUUCGUGAAAGGUCUGCUUAAUCGAAACCCAAAGCACCGGCUGGGAGCUACGGACGACGCGAAAGAACUCAUGGCCCAUCCCUUCUUCCAUGAUGUUGAUUGGGUCGCCUUGGCUCGGAAAAAUGUGGUCCCUCCCUUCAAACCGAAAUUGAAGUCAGUGAUGGAUACCUCAUACUUCGAUCCAGAGUUCACAACUGCAUUGGACCAAGCGACUUCCCUCAAUGCGCGCGCUGCUGCGCUCGCGGCGGGCGCCAUGCCAGCGUCAACACCUUUAUCUCCGGGCAUGCAAGCCAAUUUCAGAGGUUUUACUUUUGUCAAUGAAAGCUCCAUGGACCAGCACAUGAGGGAUGUUCACAUGGAAAGCACGAAAUCAGAUGAUGCCUGGGUGAAACCGGCACAGCCCGCCGUGAGUGGAAGAGAUCAUCGAAUGAGCGGGAUCGUAAAGACGAGUGAGCCCACAGAAGGUGGUAUUUUUGGGGAUGAUGACUAUCACUUCGAUAUGUGACCGCUGAACGAAAAACAGAGUUGAGAAUAUAUUAAUGAAGAUAUUCAUUGCCAUGCACAUACUUCUUCUGUCUCUGUAUAUGAUCAGGACGGCUUUCAUCCUCUUUUCCUUUGCUUCUUCUUUUAUCGUGUUAACGAAUUGCAUGCGGGAGGCUUUUUAACCCUCGGGAGGUGUUUCUUUUGCUUCUGCAAAUGAUUAUUUAUCCCUGUUUAUUGUAUGAGCCAUGAACAAACAAUAAAAACACACAGAAAAAGUUUUUCACAUUGAUUUCUGAUUCGACAGCGCCGCACCACUGCCUGUGUGUUAAAACACUUCCGAUCAAGACGGGCUUCCAGCGAAUUUUUGUUGCUUUGCGUUUUACCUUCAUAAUUUUUUAUCUAACUUCUCUUCUGCACCUCCU